This is a messenger RNA of Dipodomys ordii (Ord's kangaroo rat), 1065 nucleotides long. Its product is annotated as fasciculation and elongation protein zeta-1. The record is from RefSeq and is a predicted model, not a curated record. Lineage: Eukaryota; Metazoa; Chordata; Mammalia; Rodentia; Heteromyidae. The coding region runs from base 1 to 732 and encodes 243 amino acids. The transcript has 6 exons. Gene Ontology annotation, cellular component: cytoplasm; axon.
AUGCUCCUUCUAGCAAGGAACAGUUUGCAUUUUCUUGUGUACUUUCCUCAGGUGAUUGAGGAGAUUGAGGAAAUGAUGCAGAAUUCCCCAGAUCCUGAGGAGGAAGAGGAAGUUCUGGAAGAGGAUGAUGGAGGAGAAACCUCAUCCCAGGCAGACUCGGUGCUGCUGCAGGAGAUGCAGGCCCUAACACAGACCUUCAACAACAACUGGUCCUACGAAGGACUGAGACACAUGUCUGGGUCCGAGCUGGCUGAGCUGCUGGACCAGGUGGAGGGCGCCAUCCGAGACUUCUCAGAGGAGCUGGUGCAGCAGCUAGCCCGCCGGGAUGAGCUGGAGUUUGAGAAGGAAGUGAAGAACUCCUUCAUCACGGUGCUCAUCGAGGUUCAGAACAAGCAGAAGGAGCAGCGGGAACUGAUGAAAAAGAGGCGGAAAGAGAAAGGGCUGAGCCUGCAGAGCAGCCGAAUAGAGAAGGGGAAUCAGAUGCCUCUCAAGCGCUUCAGCAUGGAAGGUAUCUCCAACAUCCUGCAAAGUGGCAUCCGCCAGACUUUUGGCUCCUCAGGAACCGACAAACAGUAUCUGAACACAGUCAUCCCUUAUGAGAAGAAAUCAUCUCCUCCCUCCGUGGAAGACCUGCAGAUGCUGACAAACAUUCUUUUUGCCAUGAAGGAGGAUAAUGAGAAGGUGCCUACUUUGCUAACGGACUACAUUUUAAAAGUGCUCUGUCCUACCUAACUUUGCCUUUGGAGCAGCCUGGCUGCAGGAGGUCACUGAGCAAGAGUCCUUCCAUCACAGGGAUUGCAUGACAUCACGUAACCUCCGAUAUGUAUUUAAACAUGGAUAGCUUAACUUGGAUUAAACACGAGCAAUCGCGGGCGGGGUCCUUUGCUGUCGGCUUCUAGUGCUAGUAAUCAUUGGAUGCAUGAUCAGGGCGCAGGGCCGGUGAUGCUCGCUGCCUCUUCUCCAGCUGUGUCCGGGAAGGCAGGUGUCCUCACCGCUCAUUCUGUAGUCUGGCUCCAGCCCUCAAAAACAAAAACCAAAACCAAAACAGCUUAUACUCUUAAGACU